Xyrauchen texanus (razorback sucker) is the source of this 2764-nucleotide messenger RNA. RefSeq names its product E3 ubiquitin-protein ligase FANCL-like. The transcript is spliced from 14 exons. Gene Ontology annotation, cellular component: Fanconi anaemia nuclear complex; nucleus. Gene Ontology annotation, molecular function: ubiquitin protein ligase activity. Lineage: Eukaryota; Metazoa; Chordata; Actinopteri; Cypriniformes; Catostomidae. Bases 208 to 1326 code for a protein of 372 amino acids. The record is from RefSeq and is a predicted model, not a curated record. Gene Ontology annotation, biological process: protein monoubiquitination; interstrand cross-link repair.
CUUAGCUUGUUGACAGCAGCAAUCAAUUAUUUUCUUACCCUAAAGAUUUUGUCUGAGCUUUAUAUGACUUAUAUGACUAUCGAAACAUUUAAUUAAAUCAAACUUUUGUUUUUCCCCUAUUAGCUAGCUAUCAAGGUUGGUUCUAGCUGGUUUUCAUCUUUACAAACAGCUCUAAAAAGUAUUUUUUUGGACAUAUUAUUGUUCAUAAUGACGAACUGUUUGCUGAUGAAAGAGAGCCCUAUGAUAAUUGCGCUUAAUAAGGAGAAGACAGUCUACGACGGGUUCAUCAAAGUGUUGGAAAAAGACUUCAGGAUAAGAAUAUCUUUACCCCCUGAUUAUCAGAUGAAACAGGCAAAAUUGCACAGUUGUUGGCAAUUGAAACGGUUACUUCAUGGUUAUCAACGUAUUGUGAAACAGAGAUUACAGCAUUCAGCUAAUUUGAUGUGUUUUAUCUUGGAACUCAGGACUGUAUUGGAAGUGGCGAUGAAGAACCAACCAGGAUGUCAGUCCUUUUCACCACCUCACUAUUACUCCCAGCUGAUAACAGAGAUGGAGAUCUUAGGAUGGGAUAAGCUGAUCUUCAUUGAUGCAGAGUUCAGCACACUGAAGCUGAAAGCAGAGGACUCUGCUGGUCGUCAACAUGUAAUUAAAAUCAAGCUCAAGUCCAAGUAUCCAGCGGAGGCCCCAGACUUUUCUGCAGAUCUUCCUGUUCCAUUGGUCAUUACAUGGACAUCACAGAGCUCUUUGGCUCAUGUCCACAGUCAGUUCCUGUUAAACGUGGAAGCUUUGUCCGAGUUCUGGAUGGUUUUGGAUGAGAUAGAUGAGCAGACGUGGGUGUUGGAACCGGAAAAAGCCACUAAAGCAGACUCCAUGAGGAGGAUAGCUAUCGGAAACAAUGUCUCAAUAAAGGUACAAAUUGAUCCUAGACACCCGAAAAUGCUGCCGGAGUGUUGCUUGCUUGGGGCUGAACACGUGGUCACACCCCUAAGGAACAAGUUGAAUGCCAAUAUGCACUUAUGGAACCCUGACUGCAGUGUCCUACAGAAUAUGAAGGAUGUGUUGGAGAUAGAAUUUCCAUCGCCUACCACCCACGAAAAAUCUAGUUUCAGUGUUGAGUGUGGCAUCUGCUACUCUUAUCGGCUUGAGUCAGCCAUUCCAGAUCAGGUCUGCAAUGACCCACGCUGUGGCCAGCCUUUUCAUCAGGUCUGCCUUUAUGAGUGGCUGAGAGGUCUGCCCACCAGUCGACAAAGCUUCAAUAUUGUAUUUGGAGAAUGUCCUUAUUGCAGCAAGCCCAUCACUGUGAAAGUGAUCACACGAAACCCAUAACUACUAUUUUUUCAUUCAGAGCAAUGCUCAUGUGGCAUGAUUAUUAAACUCUUUUACAUCUGCAAAUACUGAAAAGACAUUUGAGUUAUCGGGACAGUCCAAGUCGAAGGACAGUACCAAAGACAAUCAAUAUAAUGAUAACUAAGAGGAUUAAGAUUAGUUUGUCUUUGCUUGUCCUGAUAUUCCAUUUUGACUGAUUGUGGAUUUCUGAUACCCUGAAGUCACCCCCCUCUCUGUGAUUGUACUUAGUCGAUUAAUCUUCCCAUCCACCGACAGCACUUCCCCAGCAAUCUUCACCAUAAUUAGAUUCCUUCCAAUGGUUCUGAUUCCAAUUGUGUUUCCUAUUGUAGUUCCUCCAGUAGUCGUCUUCACUGCUGGGUAUUGUGUAUAUAAGUAUUGUGGUAUAUGUUUGCCGAUGCUCACAGUGAUGGUUUUCUCCCUCCCAUCAUGGUCAUACAGGCCUCACCCUCAUGAAAGUCCAUAUUCCUCACAAUUUUUAUGUUUUCACAAUAUUAAAAAUGUUAACGAGAAGGCGCUAUUAUUAAUAGUGCACAUAAGAAAUAAACAUCUGCUGCAAAUCAUCUGUUUUUCUACAGAAAAUAUUGAUCAGUUUUGUUGACUAGGAAAAGUUAAUUAUUGAUUUUGGGCAUUUUAUUUGUGUUCUGUUGCUGGCAUUACUUGUUUGAGUGCCUGUCGCUGCCAUGCCCCUGCUCUUGUUCUGGGAUGAACUUGUGGAGGCAGGGUCUCUGCAGUACUCAUCUCUCUCGGAGCAUAGGCUUUUGUCUGGAACGUCAUUUAGCAGCUACAUUAGCUUUGUAUGGUCUCUGUUAAGAUGACACCAAAGCAUCAUUUAAGGUGAAUGUAUUAAACCAGUGAUUUUCAACUGGUGGGUCGUGAUACAAAAAUUUGUUGCAGGUCUGUUAUGAUUAUGGACACCAGAAGGCGUUUGAUGCUGACAUCAAAGGCUUUGCAUCCAAUUAAACUCUAAGGCAUUUUUGUGCAAAUUCCUUCACUGUCAUUGUUCACUUGGAAGAAACUAGUCAAAUUAGGCAAUGCCAAUAUGCACAAGUUGUGAGAUGCCCUCAAAAAUACCCAAGGUAAAAAUAAAUAGAGGUUUGGUACUGGGUUGGGUCGCCACAUGAUUUCCAAUUUAACUGGAUCCUGAAGCAAAACCAGUUGACAACCAAUGUAUUAAACCUCAGUUUGAUAGCACCAUCUAUUUUGUAUGUGUAUAAGAAAAAAAAAUUUGAACAACCUGAACAGCUACUUGUAUAUUGUUUUUAGAAUUAUAACCAUUCAUUUGAAGUUGACCCAAAAAACUCUUCAUCAUCACCUUCCCUCACUGUCACCACAGGCUUUGAUCUGGAUGUUUUUUUUUCAAGUAGGCUUGUGUUGGCUUGCGGCCUGUGGGAGAAAAUUUAGUGAAGUGCAUGUUAAA